AUGGUUGAACCAGUUGAAAAGAGAAGGAAAUUAGUCGAUUCCAAGGUUCCAAAGAGUUCCAAGGUCUUCAGUCCUUUCAGAGUUUUAGGAAAUGUCUCUAAUGAGAUUCCUUUUGCUAUUGGAAGUUUAGGUUCCACCUUCUAUGCUGUCACAUCAGUAGGCAGAUCAUUUCAAAUUUAUGAUGUUUCCACAUUACAUUUAUUAUUUGUAUCACAAACCCAAGCUCCUUCUAAAUUAACAGCCUUAGCAGCUCAUUUCCAUUAUGUGUUUGCUGGUUAUAACAACAAAAUCGGGGUCUAUAAAAGAGGAAGGUUAGAACAUACCUUAGAAACUCCAGGUCAAAGCACUAUCAAACAAAUCUUAGUUUUCGGAGAUUUCUUGAUAACUACCACCACUGAUGGGGAUAUUCAUACUUUCAAGAAGAAAAAUGGUUCCAAAUAUCCUAUAGAAUUGCAUUCAUCAUUAUAUACCAUCAAUCUGAAAAUCCAUGGUGACAUUGUAGGAUUGAUUCAUCCUCCUACUUAUCUUAACAAGGUGGUAGUGGCUACUACUCAGAACAUCUUCAUUUUGAAUAUUAAUACCGGGAAAUUGUUAUAUCAAUCUCCAGAGAAUCAAUUUGGUGAAGAUAUCACAUCUAUAGAAUAUGCUCCAGCUUUGGAUAUCAUAGCUAUUGGGACCGCUAAAGGUGGUGUUUUCUUAUAUAACAUUAAGAAAGGAAGAAUCUUAGGAUCUAGAAUUAUGGCUGCUAAUGAAGAUAGUGGAUCCAAGGUUGUUUCAUUAUCUUUCAGAACCGAUGGAUCUCAACAUUUAGUAGCAGGGUUAAGUAAUGGUGAUUUAUUCUUUUAUGAGUUAGAGAAACAAACUAGAAUCCAUGUAGUUAAAUCUGCUCAUAAGGAAAGUUCUGGAGGUAUUGCUAAUGUCAAGUUCCUUAAUGGACAAUCUAUACUUGUUACUAAUGGUGGUGACAAUAGUUUAAAAGAAUUUGUGUUUGAUCCAAGUCUUUCCACUACCAACAGUGCUGUCAUCUCCCCACCAAGAUUAUUACGUUCUAGAGGUGGACAUUCUGCACCUCCUAUUAAAAUAGAGUUCCCUCAAGAAGAUAAAUCACAUUUCAUUCUUAGUGCUUCUUCUGAUAGAUCAUUCUGGUCUUUUUCAUUAAGAAAAGAUGCCCAAUCGCAAGAAAUGUCUCAAAGAUUACCCAAAACAGGUAAAAGGGUUGGGGGUCAAGUUCAAUCCAUGAGAGAGAAAUUACCUGAAAUCAUCGCCAUUUCAUCUAAUCAAGCAAGAGAAGGUGAUUGGGAGAAUAUCAUUACUGGUCAUAAAGAUGAAACGUUCGCUAGAACUUGGGAUUCUCAAACCAAAAGAAUCGGUAAACACCAAUUGAAUACCGUGGAUGGUGGAUUAGUCAAAUCUGUAUCCAUGUCUCAUUGUGGGAAUUUCGCCAUGGUAGGUUCAAGCAAUGGAGGUAUCGGUAGUUAUAACUUACAAUCAGGUUUACUUCGUAAGAAGUACAUGUUACACAAGAAAGAGGUCACAGGUAUAGCCAUUGACGGUAUGAAUCAAAAGAUGGUGAGUUGUGGAUUAGAUGGAAUUGUUGGAUUUUACAAUUUCGCUAAAUCAACUUAUCUUGGUAAGCUUGAUCUUGAAAGUCCUAUAACUUCUAUGAUUUACCAUAAAGGGUCAGAUUUAAUUGCUUGUGCUUUAGAUGAUUUAUCAGUUGUUGUCAUUGAUGUUGUCACCCAAAAAAUUGUCAGAAUCUUAUAUGGACACAGUAAUAGAAUCACUGGAUUAGAUUUUUCUCCUAAUGGUAGAUGGAUAGUGUCAGUAUCAUUAGAUGGUACUUUAAGAACAUGGGAUUUACCAACUGGUGGAUGUAUUGAUGGUAUUAAUUUACCUUCAGUUGCUACAAGUGUGAAAUUCUCCCCCAUUGGUGAUUUCUUAGCCACUACUCAUGUUACUGGUAAUGGUAUUUUCCUUUGGACUAACAAAUCUCAAUUUAAGCACAUUUCUACCAGACAUAUUGAAGAGGAUGAAUUUUCCAAUAUCUUAAUGCCUAAUAUUUCCGGUGAAGGAGGAUCAAAUUUGAUCGAAGGGGCUUUAGAUGAAGAAGAAGGUGAAGGUGAAGAAUUCAUCAAAGAUGGAGAAUUGAAACAAAUUGAUUCAGAUUUGGUUACGUUAUCUUUAGGAUCUAAAUCCAAAUACAGAACAUUAUUACACAUCGACGUGAUUAAACAACGUAGUAAACCAUCAGAGGCUGUAGAAAAACCCAAACAAGCACCUUUCUUCCUUUCUUUGACUGGACAUGAUGUUGGUGAUAGAGCUAUUGAAGCUGAAACUGGAAUUGCUGAUAAAAUGGCUGUUGAAGAAGAAAGUGACUCCAAAUUAUUACAAUAUAAAAGUAAUGGUGAUAAUUUUGAAUCUGAAUUCACAAGAUUAUUAAGACAAGGAGGUGAUGAUGAUGAUUAUACUAAAUUCUUAAACUAUUUGGUAGAUUUACCUCCAUCAACUACAGAUUUAGAGAUCAGAUCAUUGAAUUCCUUCCCUCCAUUGAAUGAAAUGACUAAUUUUGUCAAUGCCUUAACCCAAGGAUUGAAAACCAACAAACAUUAUGAAAUCUAUCAAGCAUUAUUCUCCAUGUUCUUAAAGAAUCAUGGUGAUGUGAUUUAUAAUAAUGAUGGUGAGAUUGAAUUAUUGGGAUCUUUAGAACAAUUUCAUGAAACCAACCAAACCAAAAAAGAUGCCUUGGAUGAUAUUACUCGUUACUGUAACGGUAUAGUUGACCUCAUCACCACUGUUUAG
Messenger RNA from Yamadazyma jaroonii, 2799 nucleotides. The record is from the annotation of a GenBank genome assembly. Lineage: Eukaryota; Fungi; Ascomycota; Pichiomycetes; Serinales; Debaryomycetaceae.